This is a messenger RNA of Dictyostelium purpureum, 3018 nucleotides long. RefSeq lists its product as uncharacterized. Gene Ontology annotation, cellular component: EARP complex. The transcript is spliced from 5 exons. The record is from RefSeq and is a predicted model, not a curated record. NCBI's taxonomy places the organism in Eukaryota, Evosea, Eumycetozoa, Dictyosteliales, Dictyosteliaceae. Bases 1 to 3018 code for a protein of 1005 amino acids. Gene Ontology annotation, molecular function: SNARE binding. Gene Ontology annotation, biological process: endocytic recycling; retrograde transport, endosome to Golgi.
AUGAAUAGAAAUUACAGUAGUGCUUCAUUAAAUAAUAGUAAUAAUAAUAAUAAUAAUAACAAUAAUAAUGGUGGUGGCUUAAGAGCUAGCACUAGCGAAGUUGAUUUAUUUCAAUUAACAUCAAAUUUAAAUACAUUAUCAGAUGUUUCAAGGCUUUUAAUGAAUAAAAGGAAUAGUAUUCAAAGUAAUACUAGAAGACCAUAUACAGAAAAAACACCAGAAGAAAUUAAAAAAGAGAAUGAAAUUAUAGAAAAUUUAGAUAAAGUAUACUUUGAUGAAAAUUUUGAUAGCUCAUUUAUUUUAGAAAGUAUAGGUGCUAAUGACCCAAUAGAAACUAUUGAUGCAUUAACUGUAAAGAUUAGUGGCUAUCACGAAGCUGUGGAUUCAAGAUUUAAUGAUUUAAUUAGAAAGUCAUAUAGCGGUUUUGUUCAAGGUAUGUCUCAAGUUUAUGAGAUUGAAAGAGAUUUGACACACUCGGCGAGAAUGUGUUCAUCAGGUAAAGAAUAUUUAGACGGUGUGCAAUCAAAUUUAACAGCAUUUGGUUUCAAAUUAUUAGCAAAGCAUAGAAUUAGACAAUAUUCAAAAUAUAUGUUACAGGAAAUGUCUCGUAUCUAUGAAAUUACUCAAACAGCACGUAAAAUUGAUUCAUACUUAAAUAUGAAUGAAUUCGCACAAGCAUUGGAGUUAUUAACACAAUGGAACCAAGUAAUUACAAAGUAUUCAAAAUAUUCGUAUAUUGAAGAUUUAACAUCUAAGUUUGAUUUUAGAGAAGAUACAGUGUUGGGUAAAAUCGAUUCAUCAUUUGUUGGGGUAUGUCAUGUAUUUGAUCCAAAGAGUAUGAAAUUUGUAGAAUUGUGUCAAAUAUUAAAAGAAGAUCAGUAUAUACCAUCUUUAAUGGGUAUAUUAGAACAUUUAUCCGAUUUAAUGUGGUCACAUUAUAUGAUGAAGCAAUGGAUAUUAUUAAGAUUACAGGCUAUUAAAAGUGAUUGUGAAGAAAAGAAAUUUUACAUUGAAAUAUUUAAAUUAUUUUGCUCAAAUAAAAAGACCAUUUGGAAUUCAAUACAAAAUCAAGUUAGACAUAUAUUGAACUCAUUGAAACCUAAAUUUAAAAUCGAGUUAUUCAUUAAAGUAUUGGAUUCAAUUAAUCAGUUCAUAGAAGUUGGUAUUCAAUUUUCAGGUGAAGAGGCAAACUUACUAAAGGGUAUAAUGAGGGAGAAAUCUUUAGACUAUUUCCAAUAUUUCCAUAAAGAGACCAUCGAAAGACUUAAAACAAUGUUGGAAAAUGAAAUGUGGCAUAAAAUCCCAUUACCAAAUAAUUUUACGGUAUUGGAUGUAAAAGAAUUUGGUAUUAUUAUGAAUAGCUUCAACGAGAGUAAUUUAGAUAGUGAAGGUGGUAGCCGUAGUAGAAAAUCAUCAUCAUCUAAACCACCUCAACCACAAAUAAAUCAACCAGCUAUAUCAGGGUUUUUAACAAUCACAGACCAACAAAAACAACAGCAACAACAACUAAGCCUUUGUCCACAGGAUUAUGAAAUACCAUUCCUUAAUCAUUUCAAGGACAAUGGUAACCCAUUCUCAUUGAUCGAGGGUAGAAGAACUUUAUCAGAGGCAGCAGGUAACAGGAAUAGUCUUAGUACAAGUCAAACCGAAUUACCAACAUUUAAUAAUAACAACGCAACUACAAGUAGCCCAUUAAUUUCAUCAACUACAAUCAAUGUUAUAAAACAAAUUGGUUAUUAUUUACAAAUGAUGAAAAUUUUGAAACAAUUGGCCUAUCCAAUUUUUACAGCCAUAUCACAGUUAUUAGAGUAUUACGUUUAUUCAGUAUUUACAUUCUUUGGUAGCAUGAAUGAAAAGAACACUAUAUUGGAUAUCGCAAAUAAUAAUAGUAAUAUCAAUCCAAUGUUAAUUAAAACACUACAAAGAUUAAAAAAUAAAUUCUCACCACCACCAGUACAAGAAAAAACAUCAUUAUUAUCAGCAUCAACAUUUCAAAGUAAAAUUUCAUCACCUCAUUUAUCAAUUAAAAGUGAUAAAUCACCAAAUUUAAAUCAACCAAAAGAAAAUAUAUUUUUACCAAAUUUAUCAUUAUCGAAUAGUAGUAAUAGUAUUAAUAGUAAUAGUAAUAAUAGUAAUAAUGGUUCAAAUCAUAAUAAUGGUUUAAAUAGUUUAAAUAAUAAUUUUAAUAGCGAAGAAGAGAUUAUUAUUAAUUGGUCCCUACCCAAACUUAACGAUUCUUUGGAUUUAACCCAAUCUAAAAAUCUUUUUGGUUUAGAACAUAAAAUUAUUGGUUUGGAGUCAAUGAUGUUUUUAGUAGAUUGUAUUAUGGAAGCCCAGCCUUUAGUUUUAGAUUUAAUCCCACCUGAAAAGUCUUCACAAACUACAAAUUUUUAUGUUGAAACUGUUUCAGUCGUUGCAUCAUUAAGAAAUUUAUUAUAUAAAAAUAUAACUUCACAGUUUUUAGAGCUCGAAACUAUACCAAAUUUAAUUACAAAUACAAAGUGGGAAUUGAAAGAGGCACCAACAACAGAAAAUCAUUAUGUAUCAUCAAUUAUUAUACAGUUUCAUAAAUUUGCAGGUAAUUUAGACGCAAUAGCAUCACCAAAAACCACAUUGAUAACACCAAAAAUCAAAAAUUUAUUAUGGGAAAAUACAAUUGUAUUUGCAAUGGAGACAUUAAUAGAGUCUUAUUCAAAAAUCAAAAAAUGCAAUAACUUUGGUAGAAAUUUAAUGAUUAUGGAUGUAAAAAAAUUGCAAUCAGAUUUAGAACCUUUAACUACAAUCAGACCAAUUCCACAUAUAAAACACGUCGAACAUUAUAUUACCGCUUAUUAUUUACCAAGAAAGGAGUUAUACGAAAUGGCAAGAGAUUCAGAAUACACUGUAAAACAAAUCAUUAGUAUUGUAAACAUUCAAAAUCAUUUACCAAAGCCCGAAAAACAGAAAUUAUUAUCUGAUUUAGAUGAUUUAGAAAAACAAAAACUAAAAGAAAAUCAAAUGAUGCUAAAUAUAAAAUAA